UGUAAGAAACUAAGAACACUAGUGAAUUAGUGAAUGAAGUUUAACUGGGGUUGAACGCAUAGUUCAAUUCUAAUACGUAGCAAGAUGUUUGGUAGAAUGCAAGGUCUUACAUGGGAAAGUUUAAAAAAAAAUUAUAUGCUAAUACCAUUAUUCUUUUGCAUCGGAUUUGGGGCAUGUGCAGCUUCAGGUUAUAUAUUACGAUGCGCUAUUAAAAGUCCUGAUGUUGCAUGGUCUAAUAAGAGAAACCCUGAGCCAUGGAAUGAAUACAAAGAUAAGGAUUACAAGUUUAUAUCAAUUCAGGAUAAGAGUAAAUACAAAACUUUGCCUCCAGAAUAUUGAAGAUUUUCUUUAUAAACUGGUAUAAGUUAGGUAAAACUUGAUAGAAAUCAAGACAAUUCAUAAUUUAUAUUAGUAUUA
This is a messenger RNA of Eufriesea mexicana, 417 nucleotides long. It is a transcript of the gene ND-MLRQ, whose product is annotated as NADH dehydrogenase (ubiquinone) MLRQ subunit. Bases 85 to 339 code for a protein of 84 amino acids. NCBI's taxonomy places the organism in Eukaryota, Metazoa, Arthropoda, Insecta, Hymenoptera, Apidae. Gene Ontology annotation, cellular component: respiratory chain complex IV. The transcript is spliced from 3 exons. The record is from RefSeq and is a predicted model, not a curated record.